AUGGUCGACGUGGUUCGAACCAAGUCGCACCUCUUCCGUCCAUCACAUCGUUCCUCACCUUCCACAGAUGCAAACAACGCAGCACAGCUAGCCGCCGCGAUGCCUCGUCCAUCAAGGGGUGUAGGGCAGUCUGCUUCCGAUGCUGCUUCGGCUGCUGAAUUCGCAUCAAAGAAGUACGUCUGGAUCCCAGACCCCAAUGCCGGCUACGUCUCUGCCUGGGUCAUCAAAGAGCAACGCGAGUCCUCGCUCUGCGCUUUGCAAGAUGGAACCAACCGUACCGUCCCCAUAUUCGAGCUCAGCAAGAUGAAUCCGCCCAAGUUCGACAAGGUAGAAGACAUUGCCGACCUUACCUUCCUCAACGAAGCCAGUGUUGUCCACAACUUGCGCCAACGAUACUUUAGCUCCCUCAUCUACACAUACUCCGGUCUCUUCUUGGUAGCUGUCAACCCCUAUCACUCCUUGCCCAUUUACACAGAUGCCAUCGUCGCAGCAUACAAGGGUCGAAGGCGGGAGGAGAAUGCUCCACACGUCUUUGCUCUCGCUGACGAAGCCAUGCGCAACAUGAUCGACAACCGCGAGAAUCAGAGCUUGCUCAUCACAGGUGAAUCAGGGGCUGGAAAGACCGAAAACACCAAAAAGGUCAUUCAGUAUCUCGCAGCUAUCGCCGCUGAUCCUACCGCGCACAGCUCUCAGUCAUCAGCCAACACUCUCACCGCAUCUUCCUCUCGAGAGGUUCUCGACCGCAUCAAUGGUGUUGAGCCAGUCACAGCCAAACGUCUUGGACUCCUCGAGCGUCAGAUCCUGCAAGCCAACCCAAUCCUCGAAGCAUUUGGUAACGCACAGACGAUCCGCAACAACAACUCGAGUCGUUUCGGAAAGUUUGUCCGCAUCGAAUUCACCUCGGUCGGCGCCAUUGCCGGUGCCAACAUUGACUGGUACCUCUUGGAGAAGAGUCGUGUUGCCAUUCGCAGCGAGAACGAGCGCAGCUUUCACAUCUUCUACCAGCUUCUUCGUGGUGGUGAACCCGAGCUCAAGCAGAAGCUGCUGCUCUCCAGCUCGCCAGAUGACUAUGCAUACCUCAAGGGCACCCGCAAGGACGUCGAGGGAGUCGACGAUAGAGCUGAAUUCAACCUUCUCCGUGAUGCCAUGAACACUGUCGGCUUCACUCCCGAAGAGCAGCUCAACCUAUUCCGCGUCGCUGCUGCCAUCUUGCAGAUCGGUAACAUUCAACUCGCAACCGACCGCACCGAUCAAGCCCGAAUCACCAACAUGCCUCAGAUCGAAAAGGUCUGCCAUGUUCUAGGCCUGCCCGAGCAAGAGUUCUCCAAGGCCCUCUUGAGACCCCGUGUCAAGGCUGGUCGCGAAUGGGUCACCUCCGCCAGGACCAUGCGUCAAGCUUCUGAAGAGAUGGCUGCACUCAGCAAGACAUUGUACGAAAAGGCAUUCGGCUGGCUCGUCGAUCGCAUCAACAAGGCGCUUGAUCGACCUACCAGCAAGAGCAGCUUUAUCGGUGUCCUCGACAUCGCCGGUUUCGAGAUCUUUGAGGUCAAUAGCUUCGAACAGCUCUGCAUCAACUACACCAACGAGAAGCUCCAGCAAUUCUUCAACCAUCAUAUGUUCGUCCUCGAGCAGGAGGAGUACGCCCGAGAGAACAUCGAAUGGGAUUUUGUUAACUUUGGUCUCGACUUGCAGCCUACGAUCGACCUGAUCGAGUCCACUACGCCUAUUGGUAUCCUCUCAUGCUUGGACGAGGAGUGUAUCAUGCCCAAGGCCACCGAUCUCACCUUCACCGAAAAGCUCAAUCGCACUUGGGCCACCAACAAGGAUGGCUCUGCAACCGAUGCUGCCGAGAAGGCUCUCGCCCACGGCUCCACCAAAUUCGCACCCACUCGAUUUGCUCAAGGCUUCACAGUCAAGCACUACGCCGCUGAUGUCACCUAUCGCACCGAUGGAUGGCUCGACAAGAACAAGGAUCCUCUCAACGACAACCUCACCCGUGUCAUGUCUGAGUCCGCUGACCGCUUCAUCGCCUCGCUCUUCGCCGAGUACGCCGAAGUUGACGAGCAGACUGCUCUCGCUUCCGCACCCAAGCGUCGCGUCAAGCGCGGUGCCUUCCGCACUGUCGGUCAGAGACACAAGGAACAACUCAACUCGCUCAUGACUCAGCUCUCCUCCACUCAGCCCCACUUUGUCCGUUGCAUCGUUCCCAACGCCGAGAAGAAGCCAGGCAAGAUGGACGUUCCCCUUGUUCUCGAGCAGCUCCGAUGCAACGGUGUACUAGAAGGUAUUCGUAUCGCUCGUCUUGGUUACCCCAACAGACUCCUCUUCUCCGAGUUUAGGAACCGUUACGAGGUCUUGACCCCGGGUAUCAUUCCUCCUGGCUACAUGGAUGGUCGCAAAGCAUGUCAGCGCAUGGUUGAGGCACUCGAGCUCGACAAGUCGACCUUUAAGAUCGGCACUUCCAAGAUCUUCUUCAAAGCCGGCCUACUUGCCGAGAUGGAAGAGCGUCGCGACUCUCACCUUUACGACAUCUUCAGCAGAUUCGGCGCCGCUUGUCGCAUGUACACUGCUCGUCGGCAGAUGAAGAAGAUUCUCAACCGUGCCGCAGCCGUACGGACGGUACAAAGAAAUGCUCGUCUUUACGUCGAUCUUCGCGAAUGGCCAUGGUGGCAGCUCUACACUCGUAUUCGUCCUCUACUUACCGCUACGCGACACGAUGAGGAGCUCAAGCGCAAGCAGCUCGAGUUGGCCAUGGUCACCGAACGUGCCGAACGAGAUCAGAAGGAGCGAGAGGCACUCCAAGUGCUCAAGUUCCAGCUCGAGGCGGAGAAGCGUAAGAUCGAGGAGCAGCUCGAAUCCGAACGAACACUCCUGCUCGACAAGGACCAGCUUCUGGCUAGGUCCAAGGAGCGCGAGUCUGCACUUGAGGAUGACUUGGCUGCGCUGCAAGGCGAUGUUGACUUGCUUGAAGGUCAGCUCGAGAAAGCGAUUGCAUCUCAGAAGGCAACAGAGCAAGCACACACGGAGCUCAAGACUGCUUUCGAUCAAGCCGGCGACCAUCUCCUGCGCCUCGAGGCUGAGCAGAAGGUCUGGAAGGAGAAGGAAGACACGUUCAUGCGCGACCUCAGCAAACACAGCACCAACGCCGAACAGUUCAGAUCUGAACGCCAAGCCUUCGUCGCCGAAAAGGAUGAGCUGCAACGCAAACUCCAGGAGAAGGAACAAGACCUUGACCGAGCUCACAAGCGCAUGCUAGCUGCUGUGCAGGAAGUCGAGGCCAAGCUCAUGGCUGAAGCUCAGAGUCGCCAAGAAGAGCAGAAGCGGGCGCUGCAGCUCGAGGAUCAGACUCGUCAAUCUUCUUACCAGCUAUCGGAGCUUCAACGUGUCGCGGCUAGCCACGAGAGUCGCGUCAAGGAUAAGGAGCAGGAAAUUUCCCAGUUGCAGAAGCAGCUAUCCGACCUAUCACGCGAGCGUGAGGGACUGACGAAGCAGCUUGCAGACCUCAAUCUCAAGCUUAAUACGCUUUCCUUCGAUCUCAAGUCGUCCAAAGACGAGCAUGCUAAAACCUCAGAGGCCAAGUCUGCACUUCAGAAGGAGCUCGACGAGACUCGUCAUCUGAUGGAAGCCAAAAGUUCGGAAGAUGUCAAGACAAAGGAGAUUCACCGAAUGAAAGAGCAAGAGCUUCAGACGUUGCGCGAGCAGAUGGCUUCCGUUCAGAGGGAGUUGAGUGAGGCUAAGCACACCAGUCUCGAGCAAAUAUCGGCGCUGCGUGCUGAGAUCUCGGCCGCGCAGAAAGAAGCGAACGCUCAUGCUGCGGCUCGUCAGGAAGCAGAAGAAGCUGUUCGUGCAGCCGAAGUUCGAGUUCGCGAAGCAGACGCCAAAGUCGCUGCGGCUGAAAAGGCAGCUCGUGAAGCGGAAGCCUCACUCUCCGAGGCCCAGUCCAAAUCUACUGUGAUCAACCGCGGUCUCCAAGACGCCCUCCGCAAUCGCGAAACGCUCGAAAAGCAACUCUCCCUCGCCGCUACCAAGCACCAGGACCUCGAAGAUGCCCUUCUCGAACUCGAACGUCGCGAGACAGCCUCAAAGCACAAGGUUGAUAAGCUUGCUGCCGAGCUCUUUGCCGAGUCCAAGCGACGCGAACUUCUCGAAUCUGCGCACAAGCAGGCUGAACGUAAUGCAAACAGCUUGCAACAGCUCGUGGCGGGCAAGGAUAAGGAGAUCAGCGGUCUCAAGCAUGAGCUGACUCUCGCUCAGCAAGAGAUGCGCAAAUUGCAAAGCAUGCAGAACAAAACGAUUGUCGAACACGUACAUGUUCUAGAAGAGGCCAAGAAGUACACUGAUCGACAACUGUUGGACGCACAAUCCAAGCUGCAAGAGCUGGCGCAUUAUACAAAGACGUUAGAGAAGAGCAAGGCAAGGUUGGUGAGUGAGAACGAGGAUUUGACGAGGGAGUUGACGAGGGUGCAACGCGCGGGUGGUGCUGCUGUAGCUGCUUCUCCGACGGUCAGCAAUGGGUUGAGAGGUGCGGUGACUACCUAUGGUAACGUCGCGCCGUCAGCUGCUAAUGGCGAUGCUAAGAGUCUGAAGAAGCUAGAGGACAAAGUUGCAGAACUUAGCUCAAACCUUCGCACAGCGCAGCAGCAGAGGGACGAAGCAUUGUCCAAUACCCGUCGCAAGGACCUACAGGCAGACGAAAUGGUCUCUCGCACUCGUAGACAGUACGAGCAGCACAUCCAGGAACUCGAACGCCAGCUGAAGAACUCUCAGAUUGCACGUAGCACCACGAUGAACAAUCUCGAAGAGCUUGUUCUUGCCGGUCAUGGAUCACCACAGGUCACAGGUGGGGCUUCCGAUGGGCUUCGGCAUCAAAUCCUGGACGAGUUGAGGAGGGGACAUGAGGAGCUAGAGCAUGAUAUCGCGCUCAAAUCCGAGCAGUUGCGUUCUCACAAACUACCCACCUCCAACGGAUCGGUUGCUCCACCUGCACGCGGUUCAAGCUCGUACUACGUCUAUGGAAACGACACCAAACGAAAUGCUAACGGCAGCUCAUCAUCAGCCUCUUCCUCUAACAAUGCCGAACUCGAAUCCAAGCUCGCCGAAAUGACUCGGCUAUACCAAGAGAGUAUUUCAAGCCAGCGCAACUCUCAAGCCCAAAUGACAAACCUCGUCACUCAAAUCCGAGACCUUCAAGCCGGUUUGGACGAAUCAGAGUUGAAGUACGACCAUCUAGCAGCAGCCUAUCAAUCUCUCAUCCAAGAAGCAGGCGUAGAUGAGAGUUUGAUUAACUCCCUACAGCAGACGCUGGAGAGGUAUAAAAGUCAGGCGGACAAACAUAUGGAAAAUUGGAGAAACACUACAAAGGAGCUAGAGUCUCAGGCCAAAAGCUUGAGUCUAAGGAAUGGGGCUGGUGGGAGGAGACCGGGGAGUAUCCCUCCGGAGAUGGUUGGAGGAAUGAGUCCCACCCGUACGCAACUCAGUAUGAGAUAA
Ustilago hordei is the source of this 5487-nucleotide messenger RNA. RefSeq lists its product as uncharacterized. Gene Ontology annotation, biological process: actin filament organization; vesicle transport along actin filament. The record is from RefSeq and is a predicted model, not a curated record. The transcript has a single exon. Lineage: Eukaryota; Fungi; Basidiomycota; Ustilaginomycetes; Ustilaginales; Ustilaginaceae. Gene Ontology annotation, molecular function: microfilament motor activity; actin filament binding; ATP binding. Gene Ontology annotation, cellular component: cytoplasm; vesicle; actin cytoskeleton. Bases 1 to 5487 code for a protein of 1828 amino acids.